This is a messenger RNA of Rhipicephalus microplus (southern cattle tick), 678 nucleotides long. RefSeq lists its product as uncharacterized. Lineage: Eukaryota; Metazoa; Arthropoda; Arachnida; Ixodida; Ixodidae. The record is from RefSeq and is a predicted model, not a curated record.
AUGGUGGUGUCCUAUGGUGGUGGAUAUGGUGGUGGCCUAAAUGAUGGCUACGACGUCAGUGGUGUGUGCAUCGGUAGCAGUGUGGCCCAGUUGAGUGGAGAACCGGCAUUUGCGAAGGUUGUAGCUGGACUUGCUGUCGUGGUCAGUGCAUUGCCACCAUCCUCGCUGCUGUUUUAUCCAUCACUAUUGCCGGUGACAUUGGUUACGGCCUUGGGUACGGCAGUGGCUACGGCAGUGGCUACGGUGGUGGCUACGGUGGUGGCUACGCCGGAGGAUACGGCGGAGGCUACAGCAGUGGCUACGGCAGCAGGCUACGGUGGCGGCUAUGGCCUGGGAUACGGCGGAGGCAUAGGUGUCGGCGGCGUUGGCAUCGGAAGCAGCGUGGCUCUUCUUCGAGGAGGACCUGGACUAUAUAAGGCUGUGGCUGGCCCAGCUUUUUUGGUCAGAACCGUGCACGAAGUGAACAAGAUUUCCGGUGGUGGGGCACUACUCGCCCAUUCUGGCCUCGGUGGAGGCUACGGAUACGGUGGCGGUUACGGAUAUGGUAGCGGUUACGGAUACGGUGCCGGCUAUGGAUACAGCGGUGGCUAUGGAUAUGGCAGGCUACGGUUACAAGGGUUGAUUGUGCGACCAUUCUGUAGGGAACUUGAGCAACUAGACUUCUUAUGGACGCCAUAA